CUCAGUGAGGGGUUGGGUGGGAAAGUGACACCGAGCGGGGACACGGAGAGGUGACGAAGAGCUGGGAGCGGAGGGAGGCUCAGCCCGCCCGCUGCGUGGGGAGCGCACUUGCCGGUGACAGGGCCCCAGAUACGGUGUUUUUACCGGUUGUGCUGGAAAAACAGGUCGUGGGGCGAUAGCGAUCGGUGCCUGGCAGGGCGGGUGCGGGUACAGAGCGGGUGCGGGUCAGCGGCGGGGGCUGCCGGCUGCUGCCGCCUCCGCCCCGCUGCCAGGCUGCUGUGGUGUCCGGAGCCCUCCCGGGACGCCUGAAGCCUCUGCCGUGCCCUCAGCCCGUGCUCAGAGCCUGUCCUGGGAUAUCCAGCGCUCCCUUCGGGAUGCCCGGAGCCAUCUCGGGAUGCCCGCGGCCGCUCCGGCGGUGCCCGCGCUGUCCCGGGUCACUCAGCGGCCGCUCCGCUUGGGCUCGCUGCGGGCGGCGCCGCGCUGGUGCCCUGCCAAGGCGGGCAGAAACAGAAACCUUUAACCCCUGGGAUAUUUACAGCGCCGCGAACCCCGCGGCGCUGCGCGCUCCGAGCCCGGCCCGGGCUGUACCCGCACCUCCUGCGGGCGCUCGCUCGGGGCCGGGCCGGAGCGAACCCACCCGGCCGCCGCUCCAUCUCCCGACCCUGCCUCUCUCCCCGCCUCCCUCCGCCGGUCCCCGCCUCCCCGUGUCCCUCGGCGGGAGCCGUCGCGCUGCGAUGGCGCUGUGGCUGCGGCGGGGCCGCGGCCCGGAGCGCAGGGCGGCCGAGCGGCGGGAGCUGCAGGAGCGCAGCCGGCAGCAGUGGGAGAGCACCAGCCGCGCCUUCGCCCGCGCCGCCGCCUGCUGCUCGCUGCAGGCGCGGUGGAGCCAGCCCCGCGUCCCCCCGCCCAGCGCGGCGGCGGCGCGGCGGGACGCGGAGGAGGCGGCGGCGCGGCUGGAGCGGCGGCGGGAGCGGCUGCGGCGGCUGCUGGGCGAGGAGCGGGAGGCGCUGGCGGCGGAGCUGCGGGAGCGGCGGCGGAGCCAGGAGCUGCGGGACAACGCCGGAGAGAGCGGGAGGAAGUUCGCUGAGCCGCCGCUGCAGGAGCGCUGGAACAAAAACAACGCCGAGCUCCGAGAGGCAGAGUCUGAGCUGCAGAGGAAGCACGUGAGGGAGGCUUGGGGUGAUCAGCUAACACAACAAACCAAGGAAGAGGUGACCAAACUUGAAGAGAAGAAACAUGAAAAUGAGUGUGAAACUGCACGAGGGGAAGCACUGGAAAGAAUGAGACGAGAGGAAGAAAAGCCUCAGCUGGAGAAGACCUUGCUUCAGCAGAUAGAAGAACUGAAACUGCAGGAAACAAAGGCAACAAAGCUGAAAAAGGAGCAAGAGAAUUUAUUGAAGCAGCAGUGGGAGCUGGAGAAUUUGGAAGAAGAAAGGAAACAAAUGGAAGAGCACCGGAGGAAGAAGGAGCUCGGUCGCUUCUUGAAGCAUCAGUGUGAUGUCCAGUUAAGGAGACGAGCGCAGCAGGUACAAGAGGAGCUGGAGGCAGACAGGCAAAUCUUAUCAGCCCUCCUGGAGAAGGAAGAGCAGGAUCAGAGCUGGCAGAGCGCGUGGCGGGGAUGGGCGGUGGCAGACGUGGCCUGGAUGAAGAAGGUCAUUGAGGAACAGCUCCAGCUGGAAAAGGAGAGGGAAGCAGAGCUUGAGACUAUCUUCAGGGAAGAAGCAAAAAAAAUCUGGGAGAAGAGGGAAGAAGAAUGGGAAAGAGAGAAGGCGGCCAGAGAUCGCCUGAUGAGUGAGGUCCUUGCAGGCAGGCAGCGCCAGAUCCAAGAGAAGAUGGAGCUAAACAGAAGGGCCCAAAAAGAGUCCAUUAAAUAUCGAGAGCAGCUGAUCAAAGAGCUCGAGGAGGCCAAGGAAGGGACUCGUCGGGAGAAGGAGCAGGAGGAGGAACAGCAGAGAGCCCACAGGAGGGAGCUGCAGGCACAGGGGACAGAGCACAGCUUGAGAGGGGAGGAGCAGCAGGAGGGAUCAGCCCGGCAGCACCUGGAGGAGCUGGAGCAGCAGGAGGCCAGGCAGGGCUGGCACAGCAGGUUCUACAGUUACCCAAGAGCAGCUUGGACCUGAGGAAUGAGCAUGAGAUGCAGCUCCAGACUACAAAGAGAAAACUCUGAGCACCCAAGGAACUCCUGAAAUAACAGUGCCUCUGGAAUAGCCUACAGCGAGAUCAAGACUUGACUCAGUCGAUUUCUGAAAAUAUUUUUUAGUUGUGGCCAAGCUGAAGAGGAGAAAAGUUCUACUGUCUUCAGGAAUGUGGAGGUGUGAGCACCUUCAGAGAAGUGAACUGCUUCACUUUGCAUUCUGGAGUUGUGCACAUGUAUUUUGGUAUGUGAGAAGCUGAAGCAACCCAGCAAAUUAAAGGGCCCUGUGGACCCGAGCCACAAAAGCAUCCGUGUCUCCCCAGGAAGAGGAGCUGUGGGGCUGUGUCAGACUCCCACCUUGGAGAAUCAGGCUGUGCCUGGUUCCCACUGGACUGUGAGGAGUUAAUUCAUAAUGUGUAUUGCAAAUCAGUCAGAUCAUGUGUGCUGUGGCAGCAGUGCUUGCCCAGUUCCUCUCCAGAAGGUGCUGGAGAAUGAAAUAUUGUUUUUCACUUCUUUAAUAAAUAAUGAAUAAUUGAAACCUGAACAA
Molecule: messenger RNA, 2678 nt
Organism: Passer domesticus (house sparrow)
Lineage: Eukaryota; Metazoa; Chordata; Aves; Passeriformes; Passeridae
Gene: TCHP
Product: trichoplein keratin filament binding
Exons: 12
Coding region: 375-2117 (580 amino acids)
Biological process (GO): apoptotic process
Cellular component (GO): keratin filament
Source: RefSeq, a predicted model, not a curated record